Molecule: messenger RNA, 597 nt
Organism: Balaenoptera musculus (blue whale)
Lineage: Eukaryota; Metazoa; Chordata; Mammalia; Artiodactyla; Balaenopteridae
Product: ATP synthase F(0) complex subunit C2, mitochondrial-like
Exons: 1
Coding region: 52-480 (142 amino acids)
Biological process (GO): proton transmembrane transport; proton motive force-driven ATP synthesis
Molecular function (GO): proton transmembrane transporter activity
Source: RefSeq, a predicted model, not a curated record
CUUCUCUGCACUGGGAGCAGCUCUCCUGCCACGGCCCUUCAGCCCUGGAAAAUGUACACUUGCACCAAGUUCGUCUCCAUCCCCUCCUUGAUCAGGAGAACCUCUCCACUAAUGAGCCGAUCACUGUCUGCAGUGGUGCUGAAACGACCAGAGACGCUGACAGAUGACAGCCACAGCAGCUUGGCAGCCCCGAGUCCCCUGACCACCUCACUUAUUCCUAGCCGCAGCUUCCAAACCAGUGCCAUUUCAAGGGACACUGACACAGCAGCCAAGUUCCCUGGAGCUGGGGAUGCCACAGUAGGGGUGGCUGGCUCUGGGGCUGGGAUUGGGACUGUGUUUGGGAGCCUCAUCAUCGGUUAUGCCAGGAACCCUUCUUUGAAGCAACAGCUCUUCUCCUACACCAUUCUGGGCUUUGCCCUCUCGGAAGCCAUGGGACUCUUUUGCCUGAUGGUGGCCUUUCUCAUCCUCUUCGCCAUGUGAAGGGGCUGUUUCCACCUCCCAUAGUUCUUUCUCCUGUGUCUUGUCUGCCCUGUAUGUUCCUUUUCCUGUACCACCCCAGGCAGCCUGGGGAAAGGGGUUGGCUCAGGGUUUGACAGA